This is a messenger RNA of Saccharomyces kudriavzevii IFO 1802, 1128 nucleotides long. RefSeq names its product biotin synthase (gene BIO2). Gene Ontology annotation, biological process: biotin biosynthetic process. Gene Ontology annotation, cellular component: mitochondrion. Gene Ontology annotation, molecular function: biotin synthase activity; 2 iron, 2 sulfur cluster binding. NCBI's taxonomy places the organism in Eukaryota, Fungi, Ascomycota, Saccharomycetes, Saccharomycetales, Saccharomycetaceae. The transcript has a single exon. The coding region runs from base 1 to 1128 and encodes 375 amino acids. The record is from RefSeq and is a predicted model, not a curated record.
AUGAUGUCAACUAUCUACCGUCAUUUUUCUACCGCUAGACCGGCUCUGACUAAAUGCGCAACCAAUGCUGCAGUCAAAUCUACAUCUGCAUUCGCAGAACCCAGCGCUUUGAACACUUUACAAUAUGCAUUAUCUCUAGAAGAACCAAAUCAUUCGUGGACAAAAUCUCAACUGAAAGAGAUCUACCACACUCCACUGCUUGAGCUUACGCAUGCAGCACAAUUGCAGCACAGAAAAUGGCACGAUCCUUCCAAGGUACAGCUGUGCACGUUGAUGAACAUCAAAUCUGGUGGCUGCUCUGAAGAUUGCAAGUACUGUGCGCAAUCCUCGAGGAACGACACUGGACUGAAGGCUGAAAAAAUGGUCAAAGUGGAUGAAGUGAUCAAAGAGGCAGAAGAGGCUAAGAGGAACGGAUCUACUAGAUUCUGCCUGGGUGCUGCAUGGAGAGACAUGAAAGGUCGUAAAUCCGCCAUGAAAAGAAUCCAGGACAUGAUUACACAGGUGAACGAUAUGGGACUAGAAACAUGUGUCACUCUGGGUAUGGUUGACCAAGAUCAGGCAAAGCAAUUGAAAGAGGCAGGUUUGACUGCAUACAACCAUAACAUCGACACUUCGAGGGAGCACUACAGUAAGGUCAUCACCACCAGAACCUACGACGAAAGAUUACAGACCAUCAAGAACGUCCAAGAGUCCGGAAUAAAAGCGUGCACCGGUGGUAUCUUGGGUCUGGGUGAAAGUGAAGAUGAUCACAUUGGCUUUAUUUAUACGCUUUCCAAUAUGACUCCUCACCCAGAGUCCCUACCAAUCAACAGACUGGUUGCUAUCAAGGGGACUCCAAUGGCCGAGGAACUUGCCGACCCAAAGAGCAAGAAAUUGCAAUUCGAUGAAAUUCUGAGAACUAUUGCCACGGCCAGAAUUGUCAUGCCAAAGGCGAUUAUAAGACUAGCUGCGGGUCGUUACACCAUGAAGGAAACAGAGCAGUUUGUCUGCUUCAUGGCCGGUUGCAACAGUAUCUUCACCGGUAAAAAAAUGCUUACGACUAUGUGUAACGGUUGGGACGAAGACAAAGCAAUGCUGGCUAAAUGGGGGUUGCAACCUAUGGAAGCCUUCAAGUACGACAGAUCCUAA